AACCGACAAUCAUGUCUUCCGUUGAGGAUCUUCCAUCGUCUAAGCUAGGAACUAAAGAGCAUUGGGAUGAAGUUUACGAACGAGAAGUAGAGAAUUUUGAAGAAAUCGGGGAAGAAGGAGAAGUAUGGUUCGGUGAAGAUAGCGUCGAGAAGAUGAUAGAUUGGGCACUUGAUAACGUACCAUCUGAGGAGAGCGGGCCUACUGUUUUAGAUAUGGGCACUGGAAAUGGACAUCUACUUUUCGAGUUGGUCAGCAAUGGCUAUCAAGGCAAGUAUCUCAAGGGCGUAGACUACAGCCCGGCCUCAGUAAAGCUGUCAAAUCAGAUUGCUAAAAGUAAAGGUGAUAAUUUUGAAGAAGUUGCAUUUGAUGUGGUAGACGUCCUAGACAAACAGCAGAUAAGCAAUUUGGGGCAGUGGGAUGUAGUAAUGGAUAAAGGAACAUUUGACGCUAUAUGUCUCUCCGUCGGCUCGAAUAGGUUGUUGUACGCCCAGCAAGCCGCUGAAUUGGUAAAAAAGGGUGGGAAGCUCCUCAUAACGUCGUGCAAUUUCACCGAAGAAGAAGUAAAGUCGACAUUUGAAGCUGAUAUGAAAUUCAAGUACGACAGUCGCGUAAACCAUCCUACUUUCUCUUUUGGUGGAAGUAAAGGCAGCACAAUUUGUACAGUAGCAUUUGAAAGAAUAUAAAAAACCGAUCUCUUCCGUUGACCACCACGAUGAGAUUUGGGUUGCGAGC
Molecule: messenger RNA, 732 nt
Organism: Wallemia mellicola CBS 633.66
Lineage: Eukaryota; Fungi; Basidiomycota; Wallemiomycetes; Wallemiales; Wallemiaceae
Product: S-adenosyl-L-methionine-dependent methyltransferase
Exons: 7
Coding region: 12-683 (223 amino acids)
Biological process (GO): peptidyl-lysine monomethylation; peptidyl-lysine dimethylation
Cellular component (GO): cytoplasm
Molecular function (GO): protein-lysine N-methyltransferase activity
Source: RefSeq, a predicted model, not a curated record